UAAUUAAUCUCUACGCUUCUCUCUCUGCAAUUACUCCUUGAGAGCAUCUCUCUCUAGAAUAUUGAGUAUUGCUGACUUAAGCAUUGGAGUGUUUUCCCCGAGGAAACAACCUUGGGAUUUUCAGGUGUGGAAGCAGCCAAGGACUUCAACAGUGUUGGACUGCGAAGCUGCCCAAACAUUUGGCGCCGUCUGUGGGAAACUUGAACAAAAAGUUGUGUAGCUUAAUCUGUUGAAAGACAAAAUGGUUCGGACUUUUACAGGAGGUCGCCCCCCAAGAAAUAAAGUAGACGAACAGGAGAACACUCAAGUAUCUGAGCUUGGUUUGAAUGACUUUAGGCCAAUGCCAAGAAACCUCUUCGUUGGGGGAGCCGAACAGGAUCACCUCAGUGAAACAGAUGACGAAAGAACACCAACUGGGUAUGCAACCCAGCCUGAACAGUUCCAAGUUCCGACGAGAACAAGACAAAGACCUCCUAUACCGCACAAUUCACAGCAUGAACGACCUAAAAGGUCAACAGAACUUGCUCGGACAGCCGAGCUCGAAGAGAGAACCAGAGUUCUCGAAAUGGCAAUGGGUAAAAUCCUUGCCCGUCUGAUUCCUGAUGACCCCCUGAUUCCUUUGUUGAACAGGGAUGCACAACCAGCUGCGGUUGUUGCAACUCGAAAUUCCCCCGCUUUAAGUAACGUAAUGGUGCCGACCAGGCCAAGGGGAAGUGGGAAGCUGAAUAUUGAGCCCAGCUCGUCUAAGCCUAGUGAAGAGCUGAUGAGAAAGAACGCGGACCUAGAAAGACAGUUGCGAGAUGUGCAAAAGUCUAUUGACGAGUUGAAAAGUCCCAGGUCGCACCAACAAACUCUGGAUUUGGAUAGUGCCCCUUUAAACCUGUCCAUUACAACAGAGCCGUAUCAAGAGGGAUUCAAAAUUCCCCACCUGGAGACAUAUGACGGCUCUGGUGACCCUGAUGAACAUUUGCAUACCUAUCAAGCCAUCAUGAGAAUCCAAAAUGCCAAUGAUGCCAUGAUGUGCAAAGUGUUCCCAGCAACACUCAAGUCAAUAGCUAGGAGGUGGUAUCACAAACUCCCCAGACAUUCCAUAGAUUCAUAUUCCCAGCUCGCCAAGUUAUUUUCCAACAAAUUUGCAAGCCAAAGGGAGAUUAAACGCACGGCGACCGAGCUGAUGCAAGUUCACCAGAAAGAGGGGGAAUCUUUGAAGGACUACAUGCAGCGAUUUAACAAAGCCACAUUAGAUAUCGAUAAUGUCCCUGAUACCAUCUGCUUGUCGGCCCUGCUGCACGGUCUGAAGCGCGGCAGGUUCCUAGAUGACUUACUGGAAAAUCCACCAAAGACGUGGAACGAAGUCAAUGACAGGUCUCAAAUUCUAGCACAAAUCCAGCACUGGGUUAGAAGACCCCCACCCCCGGUGCAUGAUUCCCCGCGAGCAGACAAGAGCAAGCAUUGCGACUACCAUCGUGUAUACGGUCACAACACAGAAAACUGCCAACACUUAAAGGACGAGCUGGAGUUUUUAGCUCGCACUGGGAAAUUAGAGGGAUAUGUUCAGAAGCCUCAUACCCAGCAACCGACUCAAAAUCACUUCGUGCAGGGGUAUGACCGACCUCAGGGGCAGAGGUACCAGCUCGGCAACACACAAGGCAUGUAUCAAGAUAACCAAUAUCCUUCUGAGCAAGGCAGAACGUACAGGGGCUGCCAAUUCAAUAGGCGAGUCCAAGGGGGCCAAAGUGCCCGGGCACGGAAGGCAUAUGCUCGACAGGUGAUGACGGUUAACAAAAACAGGCCUCUGAAGCGACCAUUCGAGGAGGCGGAGUGGGAGAACACACCCAUUACAUUCAGCCCGACAGAUUACAAACGAGCAGAUGGAGAGCCUGACGUCAUGAUGCCACAUGCAGAUCCUUUCGUGGCAACGGUUCAUAUAGGCAACCAUAACGUCAACAAGGUCUUCAUCGAUACGGGUAGCUCGCCAGAUAUCCUGUACUGGAGUUGCUUCCAGAAAAUGCAGCUAAAUCCGAGCUCGCUGCAAAAGCACGAAGGGCCUAUAUAUGGGUUUGACAAUCAGCCCGUGCCGGUUGAAGGAGUAAUUACCCUUCCCAUCUAUGUGGGCUCGGAACCAAGGUUCAGGAUGGCUUCUGUCACUUUCCUGGUCGUCAAGAUGGAGUCAGCUUUCAACGCUAUACUGGGAAGAGCCACUCUUUACUCUUUGCGAGCUGAAGGCUGUCAUAUCACAACCCCAUCUUUGCAUGAAAUUCCCAACUCCUCAGGGGUCAAGAUCGGCACCAAGCUCACAGAAGAAGAGCGAGCAGAGCUUCUGAAGUUUUUGAGGGUCAAUCAAGAUGUGUUCGCGUGGACUACUGAUGAAAUGCCUGGCAUCCCAGCGAAACUGACAAAACAAGCUGCCAUAAACGAGGAGAUACAGAAGCUGCUACAAGCAGGCUUCAUCAGGAGAGUGAAGUACUCUGAGUGGGUAUCUAACCCCGUGCUCGUCAAAAAGUCGAAUGGCAAGUGGAGGAUGUGUAUUGACUUCACCAACCUCAAUGACGCAUGUCCAAAAGACCCUCACCCCUUGCCAAAUGUGGAGAAAUUGGUGGAGCGAGCAGCUGGGCAUGAACGGAUGAGUUUCCUUGACGCCAGCUCGGGCUAUCACCAGGUUCAGUUGUUGUUGAACGACCAGGAGAAGACAGCUUUUUACGCUGGUGAUGCAAUCUACUGCUAUGUCAUGAUGCCGUUUGGCCUCAAAAAUGCUGGAGCAACAUACCAGAAGCUGGUGCAAAUCAUCUUUAAGCUCCAGAUCGGCAGAAACAUAGAAGUAUAUGUGGAUGACAUGAUAGUCACCAGUGUGCGAGCUGAGGAUCACAUAGGCGACCUGCAUGAAACUUUUCAAAACCUACGCCGAGCCGAAAUGAAGCUGAAUCCUUUGAAAUGCACGUUUGCUGUGGAAUCAGGGAAAUUCCUAGGAUGCGUGGUAUCCAAGAAAGGAAUUGAAGUGAAUCCAGAGAAGGUCCAAGCCGUUCAGCAGAUGGAGCCACCCAAGACCGUUCUUCAAAGCUCGGCUCUGCGGGAGCCUAAGAACUUCCACUGGACUGUUGAAUGUCAACAUGCGUUUGACGAGCUCAAACAAUAUUUAGCAUCGGCACCCCUGCUGUCCAAGCCUGUCGACGGGGAAUGUUUAUAUCUUUAUCUGGGGGUCACUGAAGAAGCAGUGAGUUCAGUGCUACUGAGGGAAGAGAAUAAGAAUCAGAAGCCUAUUUGCUAUGUGAGCAAGGUGUUACAAGGUGCCAAGCAGAACUACCCGCUAGCGGAAAAGGCUGCUUUUGCUUUAGUCUGCAUAGCUCGUAAGCUGAGGGCUUAUUUUCAGUCUCAUCAGAUUGUCGUUUAUACUGAUUUCCCGCUGAGGAAAAUAUUGCAGAAGCCAGAACUCUCUGGUCGGCUCAUCGGAUGGAGUGUCGAGCUGAGUGAGUAUGACCUCAAAUUUCAGUCGCGCACAACUAUAAAAGGCCAAGCUGUGGCAGACUUCUUGGUUGAAUGUGCCCCGACGGUUGUGAAAGAAAAGGCACCUGAACACCCAGUUUGGGUUUUGUAUGUAGAUGGGGCUGCUAAUGUCGAAGGAUCGGGUGCUGGAGCUGUGUUAUUGGGCCCUGAUGGCUUUAAGUCCGAACACGCACUGAGCGACUCUCAGCUCGUUGUGGGCCAGGUGAAUGGCAGUUGUGACAUUAGGGAUCCCCAGCUCGGUCGUUAUGCCUCUGUGGUCAACAGAUUGAAAUCAGCAUUUGUUCUUUUCCAAAUUGAUAAAAUACCAAGAGCGGAUAACCACCGAGCUGACGAGUUGUCAAAGCUGGCCUCCUCGCAAGACCUUAACCCUCAGAGAUCGACAAUUGUCGAGAUACUCGACGCGCCGAGCUACACUGAUUCCACAGUCGAAUGUCAGCUGCUGAGCACAGAUCCCUCUGCACCGAGAUGGAUCACCUCGCUCAUAAAUUAUCUGCAAAGUGGUGAGCUACUUGAAGACCAGUCCGCUGCAAAAUUGGUUAAACGCAGGGCGGCACAUUUCACUUUGUUAGAUAACCAGCUCUACAAACGAGCAACCUCAAUGCCCCUAUUACGCUGCCUUACUCCUUACGAAGCCGAAUACGCUGUGAGGGAAGUUCACGAAGGAGUAUGUGGCACACAUAUAGGCGGUAGGACUUUAGCUCGGAAACUCCUGAGGCAUGGAUAUUACUGGCCAACCAUGGUUGAGGACGCGCAGAGCUAUGUCAAAAAGUGCCCAACCUGCCAGUUCAACGCUGAUGAUAUUCACAUGCCAGGGGAAAUGCUCUCGUCUUUCUCAUCUCCCUGGCCUUUUGCUCAAUGGGGUGUCGACCUGCUCGGCCCUUUCAUCAAAGGCAAAGGAGGCUGCACUUUCCUAGUCGUUGCAGUGGAUUACUUCACUAAGUGGAUAGAAGCUAAACCAUUAUCCACAACAACAGAAAGGAAAAUAGAAGAAUUCUUGUUCAAUUCAAUAUUGUGCAGGUUCGGCAUACCUAGGCGAAUUAUCGCCGAUAAUGGGCCACAGUUCUGAGCAGCAGCACUGAGAUCGUUUUGUAACAACUAUGGCAUCGACCUCACAUUGACAUCCGUGUAUACUCCAUAGUCUAACGGACAAGCCGAGUCCGCCAAUAAAAUCAUCUUCCGAGG
Rubroshorea leprosula is the source of this 4683-nucleotide messenger RNA. NCBI's taxonomy places the organism in Eukaryota, Viridiplantae, Streptophyta, Magnoliopsida, Malvales, Dipterocarpaceae. The record is from the annotation of a GenBank genome assembly.